GUCAUAUUCAUUUGCUUACUCGACAAGUAGCAUAAAGGACUGAAAAAGGCCAUGAAUAAAAAUAGAGAGAAGGGUAAGGUCUGUAGAAAACUGGAAAACACCUUCUUUAUUUAAAGUGGCCAAGAAACCUUCACCUCUAGUACAUAGCAGGGAUGUUAUUUUCCUUUCCAUGCAUCCCUAACCUCUUGCAAAUAGGAAACUUUUUGGGUUCAAAUUCCCUGGUCUGAGAGUUCUCACUUACAGAAAGCAGUCCUUACCACAAGAAGACCCGGAUGUGGUAGUAAUUGACUCAUCUAAACACAGCGAUGAUUCAGUAGCCAUGAAGCACUUCAAGUCUCCUACAAAAGAGAGCUGCAGCCCUUCUGAAGCAGAUGAUACAAAAGCCUUGAUACAGCCCAGCAAAUGUUCCCCUUUGGUGAAUAUAUCGGGACCUCUUGACCAUUCCUCUCCCAAAAGGCAAUGGGACCGACUGUACCCUGACAUGCUGCAGUCAAGUUCCCAGCUGACUCAUUCCAGAUCGAAGGAAAGCAUUUGUAGUAUACGGAGGGCUUCUUCGGUUCAUGAUAUAGAAGGAUUCAGUGUCCACCCCAAGAACAUAUUUAGAGACCGACAUGCCAGUGAAGGGCCUUUUAAUCAUAUCAAGUCAAGCCUCCUGGGAUCCACGUCAGAUUCAAAUCUCAACAAAUACAGCACCAUUAACAAGAUUCCACAGCUCACUCUGAAUUUUUCAGAUGUCAAAACUGAAAAAAAGAAUGCAUCCCCUCCUUCUUCAGAUAAAACCAUUAUUGCACCCAAGGUUAAAGAUCGAACACACAACGUGACAGAGAAAGUCACCCAGGUUCUCUCUUUAGGAGCAGAUGUCCUGCCAGAAUAUAAACUCCAGACACCACGUAUCAACAAGUUUACAAUACUGCACUACAGCCCCUUCAAGGCAGUCUGGGACUGGCUUAUUCUGCUGUUGGUCAUAUACACUGCUAUAUUCACGCCCUACUCUGCAGCCUUUCUCCUCAAUGACAGAGAAGAACAGAAAAGACGAGAAUGCGGCUACUCUUGUAGCCCUUUGAAUGUGGUGGACUUGAUUGUGGAUAUUAUGUUCAUCAUAGAUAUUUUAAUAAACUUCAGAACCACAUAUGUAAAUCAGAAUGAAGAAGUGGUAAGUGACCCGGCCAAAAUAGCAAUACAUUACUUCAAAGGCUGGUUCCUGAUCGACAUGGUGGCAGCAAUUCCUUUUGACUUGCUGAUUUUUGGAUCUGGUUCUGAUGAGACAACAACAUUAAUUGGUCUUUUGAAGACAGCUCGACUCCUUCGUCUGGUGAGAGUGGCCCGGAAGCUUGAUCGCUAUUCAGAAUAUGGCGCUGCUGUUCUAAUGCUCUUAAUGUGCAUAUUUGCCUUGAUUGCUCACUGGCUGGCUUGCAUUUGGUAUGCAAUUGGGAAUGUAGAAAGGCCCUACUUGACAGACAAAAUCGGAUGGUUGGAUUCCUUAGGACAACAAAUUGGGAAACGUUACAAUGACAGUGACUCAAGUUCUGGACCAUCCAUUAAAGACAAAUACGUCACAGCACUUUAUUUUACCUUCAGCAGCUUAACCAGUGUAGGAUUCGGGAAUGUGUCUCCUAACACCAAUUCGGAGAAAAUCUUUUCAAUCUGUGUCAUGUUGAUUGGCUCACUAAUGUAUGCAAGCAUUUUUGGAAAUGUAUCUGCAAUUAUCCAAAGACUAUACUCGGGAACUGCCAGGUACCACAUGCAGAUGCUUCGAGUAAAAGAGUUCAUUCGCUUUCACCAAAUCCCCAACCCUCUGAGGCAACGGCUUGAAGAAUAUUUCCAGCAUGCAUGGACAUACACCAAUGGCAUUGACAUGAACAUGGUCCUAAAGGGUUUCCCAGAAUGUUUACAAGCUGAUAUUUGUCUACACCUCAACCAGACUUUGCUGCAAAACUGCAAAGCCUUUCGGGGGGCAAGUAAAGGUUGCCUUAGAGCUUUGGCAAUGAAGUUCAAGACCACCCAUGCACCUCCAGGAGACACCCUGGUUCACUGUGGGGAUGUUCUCACUGCACUUUAUUUCUUAUCCAGAGGCUCCAUCGAAAUCCUCAAAGAUGACAUUGUGGUAGCUAUUCUGGGGAAAAACGAUAUAUUUGGAGAAAUGGUUCAUCUUUAUGCCAAACCUGGAAAGUCUAAUGCAGAUGUAAGAGCUCUCACGUACUGUGACUUGCAUAAGAUCCAGAGAGAAGACUUGUUAGAGGUUUUGGAUAUGUAUCCCGAGUUUUCCGACCACUUUCUCACAAACUUAGAGUUGACUUUUAACCUAAGGCAUGAGAGUGCAAAGGCUGAUCUCUUACUACGAUCACAGUCUGUGAAUGAUUCUGAAGGAGACAACUGUAAGCUACGAAGAAGGAAAUUUUCAUUUGAUAGUGAAGGAGACAAAGGGAACAGUACAAAUGGUCCCGAAGACUCUGUAGAUACCAUAAGACAUUAUCAGAGUUCCAAGAAACACUUUGAAGAGAAAAAAAGCAGAUCUUCAUCUUUCAUCUCAUCCAUUGAUGAUGAACAAAAGCCUCUCUUCUCAGGAAUAGUAGAUUCUCCUCCAGGAAUAGGGAAAGCAGCUGGACUCCAUUUUGAAGAAACAGUCCCAACCUCAGGAAGAAUUCACAUAGAUAAAAGAAGUCACUCUUGCAAAGAUAUCGCUGACACCAGAAGCUGGGAGCAAGAAAACGCGCAGACUCAGGCUGAUGAGUCUAGCCCCUCAGCACUUCAGCGAGCUGCCUGGGGGAUCUCUGAAACCGAAAGUGACCUCACUUAUGGGGAAGUGGAGCAAAGAUUAGAUUUGCUUCAAGAACAACUUAACAGACUUGAAUCCCAAAUGACUGCUGACAUCCAGACCAUCUUACAGUUGCUGCAGAAACAAACCACUGUGGUUCCCCCCGCCUACAGUAUGGUAACUGCCGGAGCGGAGUAUCAGAGACCCAUUAUUCGCCUGAUGAGAUCCAGCCAUCCAGCAGCAUCCAUCAAGACUGAUCGAAGUUUCAGUCCUUCCUCACAAUGUCCUGAAUUUCUAGACCUUGAAAAAUCUAAACUUAAAUCCAAAGACUCCCUCUCAAGUGGGGUGCAUCUGAACACAGCUUCGGAAGACAACUUGACUUCACUUUUAAAACAAGACAGUGAUCUCUCUUUAGAGCUUCACCCGCGGCAAAGAAAAACUUACCUUCAUCCAAUUAGGCAUCCUUCUUUGACAGAUUCAUCCCUAAGCACUGUAGGAAUCUUGGGUCUUCAUAGGCAUGUUUCUGAUCCUGGUCUUCCGGGGAAAUAAUCAUUUUGU
Molecule: messenger RNA, 3313 nt
Organism: Panthera uncia (snow leopard)
Lineage: Eukaryota; Metazoa; Chordata; Mammalia; Carnivora; Felidae
Gene: KCNH7
Product: potassium voltage-gated channel subfamily H member 7
Exons: 13
Coding region: 320-3304 (994 amino acids)
Biological process (GO): membrane repolarization during action potential; potassium ion transmembrane transport
Cellular component (GO): membrane
Molecular function (GO): inward rectifier potassium channel activity
Source: RefSeq, a predicted model, not a curated record